Pelobates fuscus (common spadefoot toad) is the source of this 567-nucleotide messenger RNA. RefSeq names its product Rieske Fe-S domain containing (gene RFESD). The record is from RefSeq and is a predicted model, not a curated record. The transcript has 4 exons. Gene Ontology annotation, molecular function: 2 iron, 2 sulfur cluster binding. Lineage: Eukaryota; Metazoa; Chordata; Amphibia; Anura; Pelobatidae. The coding region runs from base 94 to 567 and encodes 157 amino acids.
GUCAUUGCAAAUUGUUGCCUACACUCCGGACAUACUAUUUACAGACACAUCACACAACUACAGCAGGAACUACUUACAGACUUAUCCAAGGAUAUGGGUCAGGGGCACGCCAACUCCAAACCUGAAGAGGUGGAUGAGUCCAUGGUGUUAGUUGGAAGUGAGGAAGACUUCAAAAAAUCAAAGAGAAUCAGAGCUACAGUAAAUGAUAGAGAGGUUGUGAUAUUUUAUCACGAAGGGAAAUACCACGCAUUGGACUUGCGCUGUUACCAUUCGGGGGGACCCUUACACCUUGGAGAAAUUGAGGACUGCAAUGGACAGACUUGCAUCAUUUGCCCAUGGCACAAAUUUACAAUUGCCUUAGGCACUGGAGAGGGACUGUAUCAAGGUAAAGACCCUGAGAACCCUACAGCCAAAAAGUGGUACUCCAAGGGAGUGAAGCAAAGAGUUCAUAAGGUCACCAUCAGGAAUGGCGCAGUUUACGUGGCGCUAUCGGAUACAAGCAUCAGAUAUGAUUCUGAUUAUUACGCAUCUGAGAAAUUUGAUGAAAAAACGUGCAUUAAAAAAUAG